GCAUGACGGCGGCGGGGCUUCCGGGGAGAGCGGCUGCCCAUUACGUCAUCGGUGCAUAGGCAUUUUCUGGGUCCUAGUGCCCUACAGGUUAUAACUCCCAGUUACACUAAAAAAGCAGCAGCAUUGCAGGAGCUUCUAUGACGUCAUAUUUCCUCACAAGACCUGAAGUCACAUGCUGCAUGGGUCCUCACAAGUAGUCAAAUGAUGUCAUUUGACAUCAUAUGUAGCAGCUGAAAAACCCUGAUAGGUAACCACUUUUCUCCGCAGCAUUAUUGAGAUUGCUUCUCAAAAAAAAAAACCAAAGACCCAAGAACGCAAAAACCCAAGAUCGCAAAAACCCAAGACACAAAGAUGUCUGAUUAUCCCAGCAAGCUUUUCGUGGGAGGACUCAACGCUAUCACAGACGACGACGGGCUGCGCCAGCACUUCGAGCGCUUUGGCGAACUCAUAGACCAUGUCGUCAUCAAACACAAGGUCCAGAGGAGAUCUCGCUGCUUUGGCUUUGUGACCUACGCCAAACCAGAGCAGGCCGAUGCAGCCAUGGCUGCCUGCCCACACACAGUCGACGGGAUCGCUGUGGAACUCAAACGGGCUGUUGCAAAAAAAGAAAGUAACGAGCCCAAAAAAAUUGCCAAUGCCAUGGAGAAGAAAAUCUUUGUUGGUGGCUUGAAGGAGGACAUCUUCGAGUUCCAACUUACCCAGUACUUCUCUCAGUAUGGUCAAGUCGAGAAGUCUGAAAUUAUGAUAGACCUCGAGACCAGAAAGUAUCGAGGAUUUGGCUUUGUGCACUUCACAGAUCCCUCAGCAGCAGACAAAGCUGCGCUUGUGAAGUUCCACACAGUCAAUGGACACCAAGUUGAAGUGAAGAAAGCUUUGACUAAACAAGAGAUACGGGGAAACGAUGGAACAACUCCAAAAGUCACAGAGGGAAACCAAAAUGGCUACGUUGGCACAGAUUAUCCCGGAAACAACAAUAACGGGGGAAACGGCGGCUUACACGGAGCUGAGUUUUUCGACCAGGGAAACUCUUAUGCCGGAUACAAUGGAUUUGAAAAUGACACAGGAUUUAACUGUAACGGGGGAUAUGGUGCCUCAAACAUGGCCAUCGGGAACGCGGUGGAAAUCCAACAGGCCAUUGCAAAAACACAAUGUAACGAGCCCGAACCUCUUGCUAAUGGCAUGAGGAAGAAAAUCUUUGUUGGUGGCUUGAAGAACGACAUCUUCGAGUUCCACCUCACCCAAUACUUCUCUCAGUAUGGUCAAGUCGAGAAGUCUGAAAUCAUGAAAGACAUAGUGACCGGAAGGAACCGAGGAUUUGGCUUUGUGCACUUCACAGAUCCCUCAGCAGCAGACAAAGCUGCGCUUGUGAAGUUCCACACAGUCAAUGGACAUAAGGUUGAAGUGAAGAAAGCUUUGACUAAACAAGAAAUACAGGGAGAAGAUGGAACCACUCCAAGAGUCGUGGAGGGAAACCAAAAUGGCUACGCUGGCAGAGAUUAUCCCGGAAACAACAAUAACGGGGGAUACGGCGGUUUACACGGAGCAGGGUAUUCUGACCAGGGAAGCUAUUACAGCGGAUGCUAUAGCUAUGGAAAUGGCUCAGGGUUUAACGGUAAUGGAGGAUACAGCGGCACAUACACAUGCGGCCGUUGCGGCUAUGAAAAUUUUCUGGGAGGCACAGAUGUCUACAACGGCUAUGGACAGUUCUACUCUGGCUAUAGCCCAAACAAUAGUCCUUUUGGCUUCCAGAGAAAUGCUCCUUACACAAGAGACUACUAGGCCCUAGGGACCCUUCUUUUAUGAACCCACUCAAGGAGAGUGUGGUUGUUUUUUAGAGUUAGAAUGUUUAGUUUUUUCUUUGUUAGCUUAUUAGUAGGACUUGCAUUUAGUAGCUUAUUUGUAGGAUUUUUUUUUACAUCAAUUAGACUUUUAUACCUUACGU
Molecule: messenger RNA, 1942 nt
Organism: Oryzias melastigma (Indian medaka)
Lineage: Eukaryota; Metazoa; Chordata; Actinopteri; Beloniformes; Adrianichthyidae
Product: heterogeneous nuclear ribonucleoprotein A0-like
Exons: 1
Coding region: 352-1779 (475 amino acids)
Molecular function (GO): RNA binding
Source: RefSeq, a predicted model, not a curated record